This is a messenger RNA of Mesorhabditis spiculigera, 309 nucleotides long. The record is from the annotation of a GenBank genome assembly. NCBI's taxonomy places the organism in Eukaryota, Metazoa, Nematoda, Chromadorea, Rhabditida, Rhabditidae.
AUGUUGUACAAACUCGCCGUGCUCGCGUCGAUCGCGUUGGUGAUGGGGGCAAAUCUGGAGGAUGAUGUGAAGGGGGCUGUCAAUGAUGUUACCACAACAAAGGAAGGCGCCAAGUAUUGCCCGGCAAUCAUCGCUGGUAAGCCAUGCCCAUCGGGGAGUUUCUUCCAUUACUACAAUUGCUGCGGAAACCUGAAUAUGGACUGCUGCUUUGCGCUGCAGACGUGGGUGAUCGUCGUGCUGGCGGUGUUCGGUGUGAUCCUCCUCGCCUCGUUCGUCCUCUCGCUCAUCCGAUGCGUUUUCUGCCGUCGU